Molecule: messenger RNA, 777 nt
Organism: Macaca mulatta (Rhesus monkey)
Lineage: Eukaryota; Metazoa; Chordata; Mammalia; Primates; Cercopithecidae
Gene: CMC1
Product: C-X9-C motif containing 1
Cellular component (GO): mitochondrion
Source: RefSeq, a predicted model, not a curated record
CAGUUCCACUCUAGUUACAGGAUUGGGGCGGGGCCGGCGGAGCGCAGGCGCAACGGGCGGCGGAAGUAGGAACCUGGGAAGGAAGAGAGAACGGGGCCUGGCUGUGCUAUGCCAAGGGCCCACGUUUCUGUUGUGGGAAGCUCCAGGAGGUCGCACGUGCGUCCGAGCCCAAGCCCCUCCCCUCCACUCCCCUCCCCGCUUGCCCCGGAGCCGCCAAACGGCCGGCUUCUUCUCGGCCCGCCGAGAUGGCGCUCGACCCCGCAGGAUGGGGCAUGGCAGCCUAAGGGAAGUUUCCUUAAUCAGAGUAAACAGUAGCACCAAACUGUCUUCAAGAAGAAACCAGCAUCUCAGACAUGUCGAAAAAGAUAUUUUGAUCCCUAAAAUAAUGAGAGAAAAGGCCAAAGAGAGGUGUUCUGAACAAGUUCAAGAUUUUACCAAAUGUUGCAAGAACUCUGGAGUUCUUAUGGUAGUAAACUGCCGGAAAGAAAACUCUGCAUUGAAAGAAUGUCUGACUGCUUACUAUAAUGAUCCAGCCUUUCAUGAAGAAUGCAAAAUGGAAUACCUGAAGGAAAGGGAAGAAUUCAGAAAAACUGGAAUUCCUGCAAAGAAAAGGCUACAGAAGGUUCCAACAAGCAUGUAGGCAGAUACUCAAAUGACAUUCAGGAACUCUAAUAUUCAUGGAAGUCAUUUUAUAGUAUAAAUCACCUUAAAUAAUGAACUCAAGCAUGUAUGUUUGCUUUAAUUAUGGAAAUACUGAAAUAAAUAUUUUAUUUCAAA